AUGGGCGAAUUGAUCUCGAUCUCGAUAUUUCUUUUACAAUUCAGUAUCCUCACUUCGUUAAGCGAAAAGGAAAUACCCUGCAGGUUCUUAUCCAAAGAAGGCGGAGAUUCAAGAACAGGCCAUUUCCGUCAUCGUUUAAGGUAA
This is a messenger RNA of Cooperia oncophora, 144 nucleotides long. NCBI's taxonomy places the organism in Eukaryota, Metazoa, Nematoda, Chromadorea, Rhabditida, Trichostrongylidae. The record is from the annotation of a GenBank genome assembly.